Symbiodinium sp. CCMP2592 is the source of this 984-nucleotide messenger RNA. The record is from the annotation of a GenBank genome assembly. Lineage: Eukaryota; Dinophyceae; Suessiales; Symbiodiniaceae.
AUGCAGACGCCCAGCACAGGUGGAGAUGCCAAAGCUGCGGCCGACAAUGGCCCCAUUGCCAUACCAGAGGACUUUACCAUAGACAAGGAUGCCCGCUUUGCCGGCACCGUCGUUGAGUUCAACAAGUGGAGAGGGUUUGGGCACAUCGCGCUGGACCAGAAGGGGGUCGUGCCCGGGGACAAAGUUUUUGUCCAUUGGAACAACAUCCAGACAGAGGACCGAUUUCCACGCUUGCAGCAAGGACUGCAGGUGGAGUUUGGCCUGGUGAUAUCGCAGGGAUGGCGGGGGUGGAACAAGGUGCGGUCACUGAAGGCCAAGACCGUGACACUUCCAGGUGGAGGCAUGAUCAACAUCCAGGCAGCAAUGGAUGCUGAGAACAUGACGUUUGUUGGUGCACAGAACUUCCGCUACACUGGCACCGUCAAGUUUUUCGAUCCAUUCCGUGGUUUUGGGUGGGUCAUUAUGAACGACGGAUAUGCCCUGGACGAGCCCGUCCCCAACGAGAUCAAGGUGGAAGCGUGGGAGCUCAACACAGGUGGAAAACGCUUGCGGAUGAGAAUCGACAAGCUUGAGAUUGAGUUCGGCAUCGUGAAGAGCAAGAAAGGGGAUUCCUACAUGGCCUACAACGUCACGCUGCCAGGCGGCGCACCCAUCACGCAGGAGGCCAUGGAACACCGCAAGGAUGAAGGCGGUCAGAGGUAUACUGGAACAGUGCAGUGGUGGCAGCGGUGGCAAAACUGGGGGCACAUCGUUCCAGACCCUGGCCAAGCCUUGCCGCCUGUGGUGAAAGCGAAGAUGGAGGAAUCACUAGCGCAGGCAGCCGCGAAGGCCAAGCCUGAUGGAAAGCCUCCAGAGAUGCUGCUCUAUUUCCGCAAGGUCGAUUGCGAAUGGAGCCUGCGACCAGACAUUGGCAAGAAAGUUUCUUUCACAGUAUACCUAGAUGACAAAGGCGCCGGGGCCAAGGAUGUCGUGCCCGUGGAAUGA